Molecule: messenger RNA, 1413 nt
Organism: Cordyceps militaris CM01
Lineage: Eukaryota; Fungi; Ascomycota; Sordariomycetes; Hypocreales; Cordycipitaceae
Product: Extracellular membrane protein, 8-cysteine region, CFEM
Exons: 4
Coding region: 1-1413 (470 amino acids)
Source: RefSeq, a predicted model, not a curated record
AUGCGGCUGCUGUACGCUUUGUCGACGGUCCUCGCAGCCUCGACGCUGUCGGCGGCCGCUGAGCAAAAGCCCAGCGGUCUGUCCCUGACCGAUGCCAUCUCCCAGAUGCCCCCAUGCGCGCUGUCGUGUCUACUAAAAGCUGUCGGCGAGGUCGGCUGCGACCCCCUCGACAAGACGUGCAUCUGCAAGACCAACUUCCACACCAUCGAAGAGACUGCCUCGCCAUGCAUCAUCAAAGCCUGCACAUUCACCCAAGCCAUGCGUAAGAACCCCGCCCACUCCCUCCUCACAAAACCCUCGCCUGGUGACCAGCCCACUGACUCUACUUCCCAAACAGAGGCGCGAAACCUCACCGCGCGGUCCUGCGACGCCCCCGUGCGCGACAAGACGGCCCGCUACAACGUCAUGGCCGUCACGCUCGGCGUCAUCACCAACCUGCUCGUGGCGGUGCGCCUCGUCUUCAAGCGCUUCUUCAGCUACCGCCAGGCGCUCGGCUGGGACGACUACACCAUCAUCGGCGCCGUGCUGCUCGGCAUCCCCGCCACCGUCAUCAACAUCCACGGGCUCACCGCCAGCGGCAUGGGCCGCGACGUCUGGACCCUGACCGUCGACGAGGUCAACCGCUUCGGCGCCUACUUCUACACCAUGGAGGUGCUGUACCUCGCCGAGAUUGCCUGCAUCAAGCUCAGCCUCUCCGUCUUUUACCUCUACAUCUUCCCGGGCGAGCGCACCCGCCGCCUGCUGUGGGCCACCGUCGUCUUCAACGUCGCGUCGGGCAUCGCCUUUGUCGUCGCCGGCGUGGUGCAGUGCAUCCCGAUCCCCUUCUUCUGGCACAAGUACACGGAUCCCGCGGCCAAGGGCCACUGCAUUGAUAUCAAUACGUUUGGCUGGAGCCAUGCCGCCGUCAGCAUCGCCGUGGAUCUGUGGCUGAUUGCCAUUCCUCUCAGUCAGCUGCCAAAGCUGCAGUUGCACUGGGAAAAAAAGGUUGGCGUGACUUUGAUGUUCCUGCUGGGUACUUUUGUCACCGUCGUGUCCAUCCUUCGCCUCCAGUCCCUCAUCUACCUCGCCCGAUCCUUCAACCCUACAUGGGAUCAAUGGAUCGUUGCCUGGUGGUCCACCAUUGAAGUCCAUGUUGGCAUGAUCUGUGCCUCCUUGCCGACCCUCCGUCUUGUGCUGGUGCGCAUGUGGCCUCGUGUAUUUAGUACCAACAUCUCGCGCAGCAAGUCCAUCACGGAGCGCAACACAAGACCAAGCAGCACUAGUUAUAUCAUCCAGAGUAAAGAAGUCACUCUGUCGUCGAUUGAGAUUGAGCUAGGCGCUACAAGCAGCCCAGAAAUCCGACCUGUCCCUCCCCCAAAAAACGAUUUCUCGCCGCCAUCGCCGCGACCGUUCGUUCCACCAAAGGAUUGGUAG